AUGGGUCGUAUGCAUGCUCCCGGUAAAGGUAUCUCUAGCUCAGCGUUACCUUAUCGACGCACACCUCCGUCAUGGUUGAAAACCACACCGGAGGAAGUAUGUGAACUAAUCUUUAAGCUUGCCAAAAAGGGCAUGUCACCCUCCCAAAUUGGUGUCCAAUUGAGGGACUCACACGGCAUUGCCCAGGUUAAAAAUGUGACUGGCAAUAAAAUUUUGCGUAUCUUGAAAUCAAAUGGACUUGCUCCGGAAAUCCCCGAAGAUCUCUAUCAUCUCAUCAAAAAAGCUGUGGCAGUUCGCAAACAUCUUGAACGUAAUCGUAAAGACAAGGAUGCUAAAUUCCGCUUGAUUUUGAUCGAAUCACGUAUCCAUCGUUUAGCACGAUACUACAAGACAGCAGGACAGUUGGCCCCAAAUUGGAAAUAG
Messenger RNA from Ambispora leptoticha, 423 nucleotides. The record is from the annotation of a GenBank genome assembly. Lineage: Eukaryota; Fungi; Glomeromycota; Glomeromycetes; Archaeosporales; Ambisporaceae.